Messenger RNA from Pieris macdunnoughi, 420 nucleotides. The record is from the annotation of a GenBank genome assembly. Lineage: Eukaryota; Metazoa; Arthropoda; Insecta; Lepidoptera; Pieridae.
AUGAGUUUCGCGCCCGAGUUACGAACUCAUGCACAAAAAGUAUGUACCCUUUAUAAGAAGUGUAUGCGAACUAUUGAAGGUUAUUACAUAGCCAGGUUCGUAGUUCGCUAUCACCAAGUGCUUCUGAGAAAACAGUUUGAUGAUAAUAAGUGCGUCUGUGAUCCAAAGGAACAGCGUCGUUUGUUACGAGUUGGAGAACGCGAGCAAUGGCUAAAAAAUAAUCCUCGUCCUUUGAAUAAAUUUCCGAGAUCGAUUGGGCUUGCCGGCGGCGUUGCUUACGCGCGCGUUGUAACUCCUCCAGACUGGGUUCUUGACUAUUGGCACCCACUGGAGAAGGCACAGUAUCCAGAAUACUUUGCUAGACGUGAAUGCAGGAAGAGCGAGUAUAUCGAUAAGUGGAAGAAGGGAACUUUGAUGUAG